Molecule: messenger RNA, 564 nt
Organism: Durusdinium trenchii
Lineage: Eukaryota; Dinophyceae; Suessiales; Symbiodiniaceae
Source: the annotation of a GenBank genome assembly
AUGAGAAUGAUGCAAGCAGAAGAAAAAGCAAGAGUUCGAGCAGAAACAGCAAAAGGCCUACAAAUAUAUAUAUAUAUAUACACGAGUGGACUAUCAGAUGUGUUUUGUACUGUGUGCAGCGUUUCAACAUCACACCUUUCUUUGAAUUAUUUUCACUAUCAGAAGGCCAAGAUGUAUAACUUUCCAGCUUUGAAAGCAUCUGUGGUGGGAGAUCCCUUGCGGGUACUUCCUACUGAAGAAGACAUCAGUACUCAAAAGUCCUUUACCAUCAGUCCUUCGGAGGACUUGCCGCCGAAGCUUGCACAGUAUGCAACACGCAUUCAGUGUUUGUGGGAAGUGGCUAAGAUGGUGGCAUCUUGGGUUGUUGGCAGGCCGGUACCCGACUUCUCACCAGGAUUUGAAACAGCGACGCGUGGCCAAAGCCAAAAUCUCAUGUGGAAAUGGAUUCGGUUCAUGUUGAUGAGAAAACAACGUGCGUGCACUCUUUGUAGUACAGCUGGCAUCUUGCAUGUGGCGAAUUUUCCCAACAUCUUGCCUCAACCAGGCUCGAACUUGUGCAGUUAG